Messenger RNA from Ostreococcus tauri, 453 nucleotides. RefSeq names its product unnamed product. The transcript has 2 exons. The coding region runs from base 1 to 453 and encodes 150 amino acids. The record is from RefSeq and is a predicted model, not a curated record. Lineage: Eukaryota; Viridiplantae; Chlorophyta; Mamiellophyceae; Mamiellales; Bathycoccaceae.
AUGCCCUCCGAGCGGCGACCCACCGCGGUGCUCGCUGAUGCGUCCAACGCGCAGUCCCUCGCGAGAUCGUCCGCGCGAAAGCGUGCGCCGCAGAGCGUCGAGAAGAGCGCGAAGAGCGACGUUGUGCAUUCGGGCGAAAACGACACGACACGCGUCGCCGACGGCGAUGCGGCGAACGCGAACGUCUUCGCGAGCAUCGACGACAUUGUGAAGGAGAUCAAUGACAUGGCCGAGCGCGAGUGCGCGAAGAUGGUUGAGUUAGGUGAGGCGGAGUGCGAGAAAUUGGCGACCGAGCACGCGGCGCGGUGGCGCUCGAUGCCGAAGAGGGUGAAGGAGGCGCCGCUCACGGAGUUCGCCGACGAUUUAAAGAGAGACGGUAGCGAGGAGGCGAUGGCGGAGCUCAUCGAGGUGAACAAGGUGCUCGCGACGAUUGAUGAAACGUUAGUUCGCUAG